AUGAGUUGCAACGAUGAUUCCAAAGCAUACCUCGGCUGGGCCCCGCCUAUUGAUUUUACACUGGCUGAUAUCGAACAGGAGGCGGCUGCCAGUGGGGCAUCCGGUCGCUCCCUGACGAUCUCCUUCCGUAGCGAUACCCUUAUCCCCACCGGCGCGCAAAGCCGGAGUGUGGGUGUGUACAUGAUCUUCACCGGCUCUCUGGACCCAGUCAUAACUGCCGUACAACUGCAGGUCGUUCCCCAAGUCGGAAACAACGGCAGCCCGCAGCAGCAGGAAGCGAUUUCUGUGGCCAUUUUCGAUGCUAGGCGGGACCCAAGUCCGCAAGUGAACUGCCCUGGGCUUACAUACUACAAUAUUAACGCGAGUGAAACGUCGACUUUGGCUGCGGAGGAAUUCUCCACGGCAGCGGUGGUGGGCGCCAUUAUCCAGUUUAACGACGCGCCCGUGGAGUUUGUUUCUGAGGUGCCCAUUGUGGCCGCUGUUGGCCUGUUCUUGGGCUGA
Molecule: messenger RNA, 501 nt
Organism: Volvox carteri f. nagariensis
Lineage: Eukaryota; Viridiplantae; Chlorophyta; Chlorophyceae; Chlamydomonadales; Volvocaceae
Exons: 3
Coding region: 1-501 (166 amino acids)
Source: RefSeq, a predicted model, not a curated record